Messenger RNA from Uranotaenia lowii, 711 nucleotides. RefSeq names its product histone H3.3A-like. Lineage: Eukaryota; Metazoa; Arthropoda; Insecta; Diptera; Culicidae. The record is from RefSeq and is a predicted model, not a curated record. The transcript has a single exon. Bases 129 to 539 code for a protein of 136 amino acids. Gene Ontology annotation, cellular component: nucleosome. Gene Ontology annotation, molecular function: protein heterodimerization activity; DNA binding; structural constituent of chromatin.
UUUUCCCGCCACUCCGAGGGGACCUAUAAAACCCGGACCCUCCUCAUCGGUCAGCAUCAUUCGUCGUUCUUUCGUUCAACAUAUCGUUCGUGUGAAUCAAGGAUUAACCAACAACAACAAGAGACGCCAUGGCUCGUACCAAGCAGACCGCUCGUAAAUCCACCGGAGGAAAGGCACCCCGGAAGCAGUUGGCCACCAAGGCCGCUCGUAAGAGCGCUCCCUCGACCGGUGGCGUUAAGAAGCCGCAUCGUUAUCGGCCGGGAACGGUCGCCCUGCGAGAAAUCCGUCGUUACCAGAAGUCGACGGAGCUGUUGAUCCGCAAGUUGCCCUUCCAGCGGUUGGUGCGUGAAAUCGCUCAAGAUUUCAAGACGGAUCUGCGCUUCCAGAGUGCUGCCGUUGCUGCCCUCCAAGAAGCUAGCGAAGCCUAUCUGGUCGGUCUGUUCGAAGAUACCAAUCUGUGCGCCAUCCACGCCAAACGUGUCACCAUUAUGCCCAAGGACAUCCAGCUGGCUCGUCGUAUCCGUGGAGAACGUGCUUAAAUCUGACGGAAGGAUUUCCACCUAAAGACGCUCCUUUUUGACCUUUUAACCCCCAAAACAAAAGGUCCUUUUCAGGACCAGCCAAAUAAGUUUGAAAGAGUUUACUGUGAAAACUUCCCGAGAGUGUAUAAACUAGCUUAAGAUUGUGAUUAAAAUACAAAACCAAAAUGAA